AUGUCAUCCGCCGGAGAUCGGAAAGCAGAUCGAGCGGAUCGCGCAGCAGAUCAAGCAGCCAGCGAGGAGAAGCCCAGAGAAGAGCGCAAAGUAUCGAGAGGGCGCUCGCCGCGGAAGCCGAGCAGCAGUACAAGGACACCGCGCUCGAAAUCAGCUGUAUCAACCAAGUCGACGCCAACAACCCCCAAGUCGGCCCCAGCCAAAGCCAAGUCGGCCCGAGGAACGACACCCCCUCUGCCCGUUCCCCCGGUGGGACUGGGCGUGGGCGUAAACGUCGGCGCGGCGGAUGAAAACAAAGAGAAAUUCCCGAUGGGUCUGGACGGGGCACCCGAUAUGGCUCGAGUCAUCUUACCGUGGGAAAUGACCACUGAGAAAGCCACCGAAACAAGCAUCGCCGAACCAAUGUACUCGGCCUCCAAGCCCGCGGAAACAAUGACCCCAUCUCUCCCCACAACGCGCCCGGUGGAAUCAAAUUACGUCUCUACGGGGAUUUCACAACCCCAUACGCCUGAAAUGGCCACUAUGCCCGAUGCAUCGACCCUGAGUUACCCAAAUACAUUCUCGCCGGCCACGACAGCCGCCUACACCAAACAGGGCUUGCCAGUCUUUACGUCCAGCAGUCCAAUCCCCUUUGCACCGACCGAUCAGCAGCCAAGGACUCAGCCGCUGCCUCAACUUCCGCUCCAGGAGUCCGCGCAUCAACCCCGGCAUGUCCCCAAUGACGAGGAUAGUCCUCUUCAGGCGCCGCCGCCGCCGCCGAUUGUGAAUAAUUUUUCGCAGAAUCCGCGAUUUUAUUCUCAGUGA
Penicillium argentinense is the source of this 804-nucleotide messenger RNA. RefSeq names its product HOS3-like histone deacetylase. Lineage: Eukaryota; Fungi; Ascomycota; Eurotiomycetes; Eurotiales; Aspergillaceae. The transcript has a single exon. The coding region runs from base 1 to 804 and encodes 267 amino acids. The record is from RefSeq and is a predicted model, not a curated record.